CAGCUUCGUGCAAAUACUUCAUUCACGCAAUUCUGGUUUGUUGUGGAUCAUACAUGGCCGAUACAUCGCCGGAUUCACCAGAUUGGGCUUCACUACCGGCACACCUUCUGGAUACGAUCGGGGAGAAGUUGAUCGAUCUCUCCGAUUUCAUCCGCUUUUCCGUCGUCUGCAAACCCUGGUUGUACGCGGCGACCAUCGACAAUCAACUGAAGCAGCAACAUCGAGCCUUACUAGCACGCAAACAGAUCCCUAUGUUGAUGGUUCCCUCUUCCGAUCCCAAGGAUAACAACAGCGAUGGCGAAGGACAAGAAAAACGCAGUCUUUACAGUCUUACCCGCUGUAAGUUGUAUGAUUUUCAAUUAUCUCUUUCUUACAGAAAGAGGUGUUGUGGUUCUUCCCAUGGAUGGUUGGCUACUGUGGAGGACAAUUACGCUAUUACCCUUAUCAAUCCCUUCUCCGGUGUUUCUCCUAUUACUCUGCCCCCACUUAUGCAAGUUGAUUCAUACACAGAUUUUUCCGAAAUGGAGUAUGAUAUCGUUAAAGUUGUGUUAUCAGCUGAUCCGUACAUGGCUCCUGAUAGUUAUCAAGUAGCCGCUAUAUAUAGUAUCUUUAGUUUAGUAGCCCUCAUCAAAUCGGAUGAUGCAGCUUGGACUUAUAUUAGUAAAGAGCAAUUAAGUUUAGCCUCCGACGUUAUAUGUUAUGAAUCCCAAUUUCAUGUCAUAGAUGAAUGGUGUGGGUUGACAAAGAUCAAAUCUUUCUCCGGAAUAGACCACAGUAUUGAAUUGGAAGCUAUCAUUAAACCUGAUCUGACAUUACCGACAAUUCAAUCAUCCUAUCUUGUGGAGUCGUCGACUGGAGAGUUAUUGAACGUUGUACGUUAUCUUGAACAGAAGGAUGAGAUUGAUCAAUAUGUGACGUGGUAUUUUAAAGUUUACAAAUUGAGUAAUUCAAGUGAGCAACCUCAUCCAACAUGGGUUGAGAUCGAAAGCAUUGGUGGUGAUGCUUUGUUCUUAGGGGAUAAUUAUUCAUUCUCUUUACUGGCAUCCCAGUUCCCUGGUUGUUGGCCCAAUUCAAUUUACUUCACAGAUGACUUUAUCAUCGUUCAGCAUAUUAAGCCUCUUGGGCCUAGAGACAUGGGUAUCUUUAACCUAGUGGACAAGAGCUUCCGAAUGCACUACACCCAUGAUCCUUCCCAUAACGGUAUGCCACCACCCAUUUGGAUUGUGCCAACACCACUGGCAAAGUAAGUAUGAAUUAGUUCAAAAUUUAUGGUGUUCAAUGGUGAUAGAUCAGAGUAAGUUUAGUAUUAGUAAGAGGGGAUUGCACUGUACAAUUAGGGUUUUGCGGGUGUGUGCAGUGUUUAUUUUAAUAAUCUAAACUUUUUAUUUUUUUACAGCAAAUUGAGAUCAUUAACCGUUUCAAAAAUCAUAAAAAUCAGAUGUCAAUUACUACCCACUUGGAAUGAAUUUAUCUAUUGUAAAAGUGGAUUUGACAGAUUUGAUUCAAUAUCCAAAACAAUUUUUAUAAACCUAAAUGGAUUCUGAGCAAGUAUUAAUUGACAUCCGAUUUUGAUGAUUUUUGACCUAGUUAAUUUUCUCAAUGAGGUUUACAAAAAACAAACAGUUUUGAUCAUUAAAAUGGACCCUAAUCGUGCCUGCAAAAUAAAAGUGUACUGCAGAGAAGCCUCUUCCUACUUUAGUAGCAAUAAUAAAGCAGAACUCGUUUUGUAAGUGACUAUGAUAUUUAUGUUGAUGACAAAGAUGAUUAUGGUUA
Rhododendron vialii is the source of this 1773-nucleotide messenger RNA. RefSeq names its product F-box protein At4g35733-like. NCBI's taxonomy places the organism in Eukaryota, Viridiplantae, Streptophyta, Magnoliopsida, Ericales, Ericaceae. Gene Ontology annotation, molecular function: protein binding. Bases 54 to 1247 code for a protein of 397 amino acids. The record is from RefSeq and is a predicted model, not a curated record. The transcript has a single exon.